ACUCCGGUUGUGGGCGGGACCAGACGGUACCUAGGGGGAUCCGGGAGCAGCCAAUCCUGGCCCGAGGAUUGUGUUGGGGGGCUUGGCAGGGGGUGUCCCGACCCCCCUUUCUGGGCAUCCUGGGGAUGACCCCAGCGCCGGGCCCGGCGCCGGCCGCCUGAUGCCAGGCGAGCUGAGCUGGGGAUGCUGGAACGAAGGGCGUUGCUAUGGCAACGGGAGGCAGGGCCUGGUGGGGGGGACCGGGCCUGGGCUGGGACCGGGGGGGCCGGCGGUGGCUGUGGUGGGGCGAUGGCGGAGCGCGGCCCGGCCUUCUGCGGCCUGUACGACACGUCCUCGCUGCUGCAAUACUGCAACGAUGACAAUUUGUCGGGCACGAGCGGUAUGGAAGUGGACGACCGCGUGUCGGCGCUGGAGCAGCGGCUGCAGUUACAGGAAGACGAGCUGGCGGUCCUAAAGGCGGCGCUGGCGGAUGCUCUGCGUCGCCUGCGGGCGUGCGAAGAACAGGGAGCAGCGCUACGCGCGCGGGGCACCCCCAAGGGCCGGGCGCCUCCGCGCUUAGGCACCACUGCCUCGGUGUGUCAGCUCUUGAAAGGCCUUCCCACCAGGACGCCCCUUAAUGGCUCGGGACCCCCGCGGCGCGUGGGUGGCUAUGCCACGUCCCCAUCCUCUCCCAAGAAGGAGGCGACCUUCGGGCGCAGUGUCCGCCGCUACUUGUCACCAGAGCGUCUCGCCUUGGUGCGCCGCGAGGACCCCCGCAGCCGGACCACAUCCUCCAGCAGCAACUGUAGCGCCAAAAAGGAAGGCAAAACCAAAGAAGUUAUCUUCAGUGUGGAGGAUGGCUCCGUGAAAAUGUUCCUGAGGGGCCGCCCUGUGCCCAUGAUGAUCCCAGAUGAGCUGGCACCCACCUACAGCCUGGACACACGCUCGGAGCUGCCUUCUUGCCGGCUCAAGCUGGACUGGGUCUAUGGCUACCGUGGCCGAGACUGCCGGGCCAACCUUUAUUUGCUCCCCACCGGGGAGAUAGUGUACUUUGUGGCCUCCGUGGCCGUGCUAUACAGCGUGGAGGAGCAGAGGCAGCGACACUACCUGGGACACAACGAUGACAUCAAAUGCUUGGCCAUCCACCCAGAUAUGGUCACCAUCGCCACGGGACAGGUGGCGGGCACCACUAAGGAAGGGAAGCCGCUGCCGCCCCACGUGCGCAUCUGGGACUCAGUUUCCCUCUCCACCUUACACGUGCUGGGCUUGGGGGUGUUUGACAGAGCCGUGUGCUGUGUGGGCUUCUCCAAAUCUAAUGGGGGCAACCUGUUGUGUGCAGUGGACGAAUCCAAUGAUCACAUGCUCUCGGUGUGGGACUGGGCCAAGGAGACCAAGGUGGUGGAUGUCAAGUGCUCCAAUGAGGCUGUAUUGGUGGCCACCUUCCACCCCACGGACCCCACUGUGCUUAUCACCUGCGGGAAAUCUCACAUCUACUUCUGGACCUUGGAGGGGGGCAGCUUGAGCAAGCGGCAAGGCCUCUUUGAGAAACAUGAGAAACCGAAGUAUGUGCUGUGUGUGACCUUUUUGGAAGGUGGCGACGUGGUCACGGGGGACUCUGGGGGGAACCUCUAUGUUUGGGGCAAAGGUGGGAACCGUAUCACACAGGCGGUGGUGGGCGCCCACGACGGCGGCGUGUUUGGGCUCUGCGCCCUGCGGGACGGGACGCUGGUGUCUGGAGGGGGCCGUGAUCGGCGGGUGGUCCUCUGGGGUUCUGACUACAGCAAGCUGCAGGAAGUGGAGGUCCCUGAGGACUUUGGCCCCGUGCGCACCGUGGCAGAGGGCCACGGAGACACACUGUACGUGGGGACCACCCGCAAUUCCAUCCUGCAGGGCUCCGUGCACACAGGCUUCUCGCUGCUGGUCCAGGGCCACGUGGAAGAGCUGUGGGGCCUGGCCACACACCCCAGUCGGGCCCAGUUUGUGACCUGCGGGCAGGAUAAGCUGGUGCAUCUGUGGAGCUCAGAUUCCCACCAGCCCCUGUGGAGCAGGAUCAUCGAGGACCCUGCCCGCUCAGCUGGUUUCCACCCCAGUGGCUCUGUCCUGGCUGUGGGUACAGUGACUGGCAGAUGGCUGCUGCUGGACACGGAGACCCAUGACCUCGUGGCUAUCCACACAGACGGCAAUGAACAGAUCUCAGUGGUCAGCUUCUCCCCAGACGGGGCGUACCUGGCCGUGGGCUCCCACGACAACUUGGUGUACGUGUACACGGUGGACCAGGGCGGCCGCAAGGUCAGCCGCCUGGGCAAGUGCUCGGGCCAUUCCAGUUUUAUCACCCACCUGGAUUGGGCCCAGGACAGCAGCUGCUUUGUCACCAACUCCGGGGACUAUGAGAUUCUGUACUGGGACCCGGCUACCUGUAAGCAGAUCACCAGUGCGGAUGCUGUGAGGAACAUGGAAUGGGCCACAGCUACUUGUGUCCUGGGGUUUGGGGUGUUUGGGAUCUGGUCUGAGGGGGCGGACGGCACUGAUAUCAACGCUGUGGCCCGCUCCCAUGAUGGGAAGUUGCUGGCUUCAGCUGAUGACUUUGGCAAAGUUCACCUGUUUAGCUACCCCUGCUGUCAGCCUCGAGCCCUCAGCCACAAGUACGGUGGACACAGCAGCCAUGUGACAAAUGUGGCCUUCUUGUGGGAUGACAGCAUGGCCCUGACCACAGGGGGCAAGGACACCAGUGUGCUACAGUGGCGGGUGGUCUGAUGCGUCCAGGGAAGAUUCAGGUGUCAGGGCAGGAAUUCUAUUUUCGGGAGAUGUCUAUUGCCGAGUAGAGUAAUAUAUACCCAGAGUAUGUCUAUAGCAGAGGGGGUUAUGGGGGCGGGAGGGUAGACUGACCAACAGAAGUCUCUAUUUAUCCGGGUGGGAAGAGGGAGUCACAUCACUUUGGGGAUCCACUGGUGUUUGGUUUGGGGUGUUUUUUAAGUUUUUUCUUUUAUAUCAUCCAGAAAUAAAGACACGUACACUAA
Molecule: messenger RNA, 2996 nt
Organism: Pongo pygmaeus (Bornean orangutan)
Lineage: Eukaryota; Metazoa; Chordata; Mammalia; Primates; Hominidae
Gene: EML2
Product: EMAP like 2
Exons: 22
Coding region: 184-2733 (849 amino acids)
Biological process (GO): microtubule cytoskeleton organization
Cellular component (GO): mitotic spindle
Molecular function (GO): microtubule binding
Source: RefSeq, a predicted model, not a curated record